AUGGCUCCUGAUGACACGCUUCCUGGGACAGGCUGGUUUGCCAGCGGGAUCAACACCGCUCAGCUUUUUUCCUCGAAUUUAACGGCAUCAAGCGGAGUCUUCCGCUCUGCCUCACGCCUCCUCGACUCUUCAAGCUUAGUACUAGCUGAUUCGCAUUUCGUCAUCACAGCCAUUGUCGCAGCUGUCGCGGUCCUCAUUUCCACUUCAUGGCUCUCCUUUCUUCGCCGCCGCCGCUCCCUCCCUCCAGGCCCUUCCCCAUGGCCCAUCUUCGGCAACCUCCCGGACCUAGGACUGUUGCCUUUUCGCUCCUUCACGAAGCUGGCCGACAGGUACGGCCCGAUCCUGACCGUCUGGUACGGUUCAACGCCGUCAGUGGUCAUCUCGUCGCCGGAGCUCGCUCGCCAGGUGCUUAAAACGAAUGACAAGCUCUGCUCGUCUCGCCCUAUGAAUCGAACAUUGGCUAUUCUCUCACUUGACGGCAAAAACAUCGUGUUUUCGCCACCUAAUGACCGUUGGCGAAAGUUGCGACGGCUGUCGACGCUCCACCUUCUGUCUGCGAAGAAACUGCAGGAGAGCCUUCCCGUGCGAGAGGAGGAGGUUCGCGACAUGCUCGAUGCGAUCGCUGCUGACGUGGCUAGUACCGCUAACGAAGCCGCUGCUGGCGCAGCAACUAGUCCUUCGGAUGUGACAAAAUCUGCUGGCGUGGCGGAAGAGGGGGUCAUAGAAGCGCGAAGGUAUUUAAAUCGCGCGACGCUCAACAACAUUAUGCGCGUGACUGUCGGGACGCGCUUCGGCUAUUCCUCGAUUCGCGGCGCGGCGGCGAGCACCACGCUUCUCGAAGCCGGGAUGCGCAUCGACUGGAACGCGCGCAUUGCCGCAAUGAGCGGCGAGAAACGCGGCGGUGAGAUUCGACGCGGCGCUGUCGCCGACGCGGCUGCAUCUCCGGCCACGGGGUCUGAGGCUUCGGCAGCGGCAGAACAAGAUAGCUCCAAGCUACGAUCCUCUCAGACAGAGAUUGCGGAUAGUGGCACUAGUACUGCUAAGACUAGUAUAUCGUCUUCAUUGGAAGAAGCGGAAGGAAAUAUAGCGCUUGCGAUAAUCGAGGAGGGCUUUGAUCUUGCGGGGACAUUCAAUAUCGCGGAUUUCGUGCCGUGGCUGAGCUACUUGGACCCGCAGCGCAUCUACGCGCGCACGAAGCGCCUCGUGCCGCAGCAGCACGGGUUGAUGCGCGCGUGCAUCGCGGAGCGACGCCAGCUCCUGCUGAAAACGCGGUCAGGGGGACGCAAAAAGCCAGAGGACUCGGCCCUAGUAGAUGCUUUGUUCGAGAUUGAAGGGGAAGGGGAGAAUAAAGUGGAUAAAGACGAGAUGCUGCUGCUCGCGAUUGAUAUGAUGAUGGCGGGAACAGAUACCACCGCCAAAACCGUGGAAUGGACGCUUGCUGAGCUGGCGCAGCACCCUGACAUGCUGGAAAGGCUUCGUGCUGAGGUGGAUGCCGCGUAUGCCAGGUCAGCAAGUGCAGCCGCCGAAACUGGGGCAGCUGAAGCAGGAAGAUCGGAUCUCAUGGUCUCUCUUCCAUUAUUGGAAAUGCCGUAUCUGCAGGCUGUUUUAAAAGAAUCACUUAGGCAUCACCCGGUCGCUCCGUUCCUCGGUCCCCACAUAACAACUGGCAGCGUUACUCUAGGUGGUUACCACAUCCCUCCCAACACCAUGAUCCAGAUCAACGGCUGGGGUCUCGCGCACGAUCCAACGGUCUGGAUCAACCCGCACGAAUUUGACCCCUCCAGGUUCCUUGACCCUGCUGCCCCUGGCGUGACCGGACAAAACUUCAGCCUGCUGCCCUUUGGUUCAGGCAGGCGUGGAUGCCUUGGUAUGAAUAUGGGAUUGGACUUCGCUGCCCGCCUGCUGGCAAAUUUCGUUCGGCGGUUUGAUUUCAAGCUGCCCGAAGAUGUUAGGGCAGCUGGGGGGCUGGACAUGACGGAAACAAUUGGGCUGACCAUGGCUCUGGCGAAGCCACUCAGGCUUGUGGUGAGGGAGAGAAAGGCAGUGGUGGGGGCUGUAGGGAUGGCGGCAGUGGGUGCUACAGUGGUGACUGCUGGAGCCUGA
Molecule: messenger RNA, 2103 nt
Organism: Closterium sp. Yama58-4
Lineage: Eukaryota; Viridiplantae; Streptophyta; Zygnematophyceae; Desmidiales; Closteriaceae
Source: the annotation of a GenBank genome assembly